GUUGCGAGCGAGAGGUGCGGCGGGGACAGCGGUCGACUCUGGCAGUGACUGUGGCGGCAGCGAUCGCCCUGCUGUGAGAGGCUAUGGGAGCGCGUGCAUCCUCUGGGUACCCAGCGUGCGGCGGCUCGGAGCGCCCUGCCCCGCUGCUGUAGGGAGAGGCCGUGGAGCAGUCACUCGCUGAAGACCCCCGGGACCCACUGGUCUUGGCCCGUAGCUCGCCGUGCCUCCCCCGGGCUCCCGGGGCUCGGAAGAGCAGCCGUACUCCGGAGCGGGGCUAGCAGCAUGGGGACAGCCGCCGCCGCAGGAGAAGGCGCUGGACGGGCGCUCCGGUGGCUCCCUUGGCUGGGGCUCUGCUUCUGGGCGGCGGGGGCUGCGGCUGCGGCUGCCCGAGGAACCGACAAUGGUGAAGCCCUCCCUGAAUCCAUCCCAUCAGCUCCUGGGACACUGCCUCACUUCAUAGAGGAGCCAGACGAUGCUUAUAUCAUCAAGAGCAACCCCAUCGCACUGAGGUGCAAAGCUAGGCCAGCCAUGCAGAUAUUCUUCAAAUGCAAUGGCGAGUGGGUCCAUCAAAAUGAGCAUGUCUCUGAGGAGAGUCUGGACGAGAGUUCAGGCUUGAAGGUCCGGGAGGUGUUUAUCAAUGUCACCAGGCAACAGGUGGAGGACUUCCACGGGCCCGAGGACUACUGGUGCCAGUGUGUGGCUUGGAGUCAUCUGGGGACCUCCAAGAGCAGGAAGGCCUCCGUGCGCAUAGCCUAUUUACGGAAGAACUUUGAGCAAGAUCCUCAGGGAAGAGAGGUUCCCAUUGAAGGCAUGAUCGUGCUGCACUGCCGUCCGCCCGAGGGCGUUCCUGCUGCCGAGGUAGAGUGGCUGAAAAAUGAGGAGCCCAUUGACUCUGAACAAGAUGAGAACAUUGACACCAGGGCGGACCACAAUCUCAUCAUCAGGCAGGCGCGGCUCUCGGACUCCGGAAAUUACACCUGCAUGGCAGCCAACAUUGUGGCCAAGAGGAGGAGCCUGUCGGCCACAGUGGUGGUUUACGUGAAUGGAGGCUGGUCUUCCUGGACAGAGUGGUCAGCCUGCAAUGUUCGCUGUGGUAGAGGAUGGCAGAAACGUUCCCGGACCUGCACCAACCCAGCUCCUCUCAAUGGUGGGGCCUUUUGUGAGGGCAUGUCAGUGCAGAAAAUAACCUGCACUUCUCUCUGUCCCGUGGAUGGGAGCUGGGAAGUGUGGAGCGAGUGGUCGGUCUGCAGUCCUGAGUGUGAGCAUUUGCGAAUCCGAGAAUGCACUGCUCCGCCCCCAAGAAACGGGGGCAAGUUCUGCGAAGGUCUAAGCCAAGAGUCCGAGAACUGCACAGACGGCCUCUGCAUCCUAGAUAAAAAACCUCUUCAUGAAAUAAAACCCCAAAGCAUGGAGAAUGCCAGCGACAUUGCUCUGUACUCGGGCCUGGGCGCUGCAGUGGUCGCUGUUGCGGUCCUGGUCAUUGGCGUCACCCUCUACAGACGGAGCCAGAGUGACUAUGGCGUGGACGUCAUCGACUCUUCUGCAUUGACAGGUGGCUUCCAGACCUUCAACUUCAAAACAGUCCGUCAAGCAGGUAACUCCCUGCUCCUGAAUUCCUCCCUGCAACCUGACCUCACUGUGAGCCGAACGUACAGUGGGCCCAUCUGUCUCCAGGACCCCCUGGACAAGGAGCUCAUGACGGAGUCCUCACUCUUUAACCCUCUGUCAGACAUCAAAGUGAAAGUUCAGAGCUCAUUCAUGGUUUCCCUGGGAGUGUCUGAGAGAGCUGAGUACCAUGGCAAGAAUCAUUCCGGGACUUUUCCCCAUGGAAACAACCGCGGCUUCACUGCAGUGCAUCCCAGAAACAAAACACCCUACAUCCAGAAUCUGUCAUCACUUCCUACAAGGACGGAACUGCGGACCACUGGUGUCUUUGGCCACUUAGGAGGACGCUUAGUCAUGCCAAAUACAGGAGUGAGUUUACUCAUCCCCCAUGGCGCCAUCCCAGAGGAGAAUUCUUGGGAGAUUUACAUGUCCAUCAACCAAGGUGAACCCAGCCUCCAGUCGGAUGGAUCUGAGGUGCUCCUGAGUCCGGAAGUCACCUGCGGUCCCCCAGACAUGAUUGUCACCACUCCUUUUGCCCUGACCAUACCCCACUGUGCAGACGUCAGUUCUGAGCACUGGAAUAUCCAUUUAAAGAAGAGGACCCAGCAGGGCAAGUGGGAGGAAGUAAUGUCAGUGGAGGAUGAAUCCACGUCCUGUUACUGCCUCUUGGACCCCUUUGCAUGUCACGUGCUCUUAGACAGCUUCGGGACAUACGCCCUUACUGGAGAACCAAUCACAGACUGCGCCGUGAAGCAGCUCAAGGUGGCCGUCUUUGGCUGCAUGUCCUGUAACUCUCUGGACUACAACUUGAGGGUCUACUGCGUGGACAACACCCCUUGUGCAUUUCAGGAAGUGGUUUCAGAUGAAAAGCAUCACGGUGGGCAGCUACUGGAAGAACCCAAGUUGCUGCAUUUCAAAGGGAACACCUUCAGUCUUCAGAUCUCUGUCCUCGAUAUCCCCCCGUUCCUCUGGAGAAUUAAACCAUUCACUGCAUGCCAGGAAGUCCCAUUCUCCCGCGUGUGGAGCAGUAACCGGCAGCCCCUGCACUGUGCCUUCUCCCUGGAGCGCUACACGCCCACCACCACCCAGCUGUCCUGCAAAAUCUGCAUCCGGCAGCUCAAAGGCCACGAGCAGAUCCUCCAAGUGCAGACAUCCAUCUUAGAGAAUGAAAGAGAAACCAUCACUUUCUUUGCACAAGAGGACAGCACUUUCCCUGCACAGACUGGCCCCAAAGCCUUCAAAAUUCCCUACUCCAUCAGACAGCGGAUUUGUGCCACAUUUGAUACCCCCAAUGCCAAAGGCAAGGACUGGCAGAUGUUAGCACAGAAGAACAGCAUCAACAGGAAUUUAUCUUACUUUGCUACCCAAAGUAGCCCAUCUGCUGUCAUCUUGAACCUGUGGGAAGCUCGUCAUCAGCACGACGGUGACCUUGACUCCCUGGCCUGUGCCCUUGAAGAGAUCGGGAGGACACACACGAAACUCUCAAACAUCACAGAACCCCAGCUCGAGGAAGCCGACUUCAGCUACAGCAGGCAAAACGGACUCUAGUCCACCUCCCCCCGGGAGACGGAGCGACGGCCAGCUUUGGGACGUUGGCUUUGCACGGGAAGGAAAGAGGCAGCUUUCUGCCCGGCAGCACUUGGGGAAUUCAGCCUUCACUUACAAUCAGUGAGCACCCGUGAUGGAAGCAACUGAGUUUUAUAUUGGUAAAAUAUGUUGACAGGGAAAAAAAGUACAGGUUCUCUUAAAUAUAAGGGGGGGUCCACUGUGUCCUCUGAAUCCACACUCGGGUUAACACUUGAUGAACUUCUCAGAUUGGAGUGACAAGGAUAAAAGUGAGGGCCUAUCUAGGCAGAAGGAACUGUGGGGGAAGAUGAGCUGCAGCAGAGCUGGGGAGGCAGAGAUGGAGUAAGUGCACGUUUUAAAACAGGUUUUCAACGAUGUGCCCCAAAGGGCCAGCUGAUUCUGGCACUAGGUUGUCAGAGUUUUCUGCCAACCGGCAUCUGUGAUGUCGGCGAUCAUUGUAAACUGGCCUUUAGAAGUGAAACUGGGUUGCCAGCCCAUUUGUAGGACUUUGACACCGUCGAGGAGGGCGUUUAGUAUUUAGCAUCCGAGUGCACCACAGCAGCACCACUUCCCUGUCCGUCCUAGCCACUGAAUGGGAACAAGACCGAGAGGUAAGACAGGUCACAACCUAGUUCUUGCAGCAUACCCCACCUUCAUUUCUGCAAGGACAAAUCUGUCCACGUUCUUUCUUCCCUUUCCUUACCCACUGCAGUAGGGGAGAGAUUUCAAGGAGCAUCGACUUUUCAACAUGGAAAUGUAUUUUUUCCUAACUCAACAAAGCAGGGCCAUCGCUAGUCCCAGUUAAGCCACCCAAAUUGCAAAACCUACUAGAACACAGCUUAUUACAUAGAUUUGGAGACAAGAGACGUCAAAUCAGGUCCAAGGAGACAUUGAACUGCAGAUGCCACAGGCCUCAAAUAAGCUGAAAUCCUAGGACGCACGUGUUGAUUUCAUUCCCCAGCACUGUCGCUGUGAAGGGAUGAGGGGCUUUCCUGUCCUUCACAACCUCCAUUCUCGAAUUUUCUGGCCUUCUGGUACUAUGUUAUCUCACAGUCUCUCUGGAGGGCUACAGGUGAGCCUCCUUUUGCCCCUUGGGAAGUUAGCAGACGGUCUUUGCUGUAAAUGGUAUCCGAGAACACAGGCCUGGGAAAUACCUCUACCAGCGUGUCCCAGAAACCACAUGCAUUGUUCAGGGAGCCUUCAAGCUCUGGUAACUCACCUUCACCAAGUAUGCUUCCUUUACAGGACCGUUAACAAGACCAUUAAUAUACGGCUUUAUGUUUUAAAUGAGAGGCAGUGAUAUUGUGGAGACUGAAAACCACAGGUAAUACGUGACCCCCAUCUUAACAUUUUACCCCGUCUUUUGUCACAUUUAAUCUCUUUUGACAAGAUGUCCUAGUAGACUAAAGAUGAACAGGUUUCCUCCAGCUCAUCUUCAAAAUUAGCUGUCCAGCACUGGGACAACCAAAGUCAAGGACCUAGAUGAACCACAGGGCUGCUCAGCGACGUAGAGGUUGGCCACGUGAGAAAAAAAAUCAUCAGGGAAUGGGGGAGGUGGGGAGUGCUUGGCAGUAGGGAUAUGAUCAAUUUUUUAGACAAUGUUUUUGUAGAUCCCAUGUUUUAAAAAAUGUGAAUCUCCACCUAAGUAAAAAAGAUUUCAUUUAUGAUACCAUGGGUAAGGCAUUGCAGAGCUCACUCUUGAAUGUGUUGGUCAUUUUCUCUAACGAAUGUGUGGUAUGUAUGGUCCUCUGUAUUUGAUAGAAGGCUUUGCUACAUCAAAUUCAAAAGCAUCCGCUUUUCUCAGGAACCAAAGGCAUCGUGUGUAAGACAAACGAAUCCUCUUAGAACUGUUGAGCAUACUUUCAAAAUACCGUAUCCAGAUCAGGAAAACACCCUUUUGCUCCUGUACUCAAUUUGUUUAUUCCUUCUAGGGAGCAAAGAGAGAAAGCAGGGAAGUCAUUUGUUUUCCCUGACAUAACCUCUGAGAUAGAAGAGGAAGUAGAUGGUCAGUCACCCAAAACCAUCCAGAGGGGUGUUGGGGGCGGGUGUUAUGCAAGGAAAAGAGCUGCGUUGACUGUUGAAUAAGAACUUGGAAAAACACGGUGUAGAGCUUAGUAGCCAUCUUGGAGGAUUUUUGUUUUCAACCAUCCUACUGCCCUUUUUCCCUCUUCCCUUCUAAUUGGCCUUAUAAUUGUUUCAUCUAUUCUGUGAAUCCUCACGGAUCUUUUUUAGAUUUUUGAUAUAUUUUUUAUAUUUUAAAACAGAUGAAAAAUGUUAAUGUUUUCCCUGGACUCUAUCUAGAUUAUUUUAAGAUAGGAAUUUAUUAUCAAUCCCUGAAUGUCUAGAAUUUCUUCCCAUGGACUUUUUUUUUUCUUUUUUUAGCCUGGGUUUUAUAAAUACACUUGAUCAUCCUAUCAUAUUGAGGGAUAAAGAAAGCAAAUGAACAUGAUUCAUCUCGGAUUUCAGCCCAAGGUUCAAGUCCAUCUUUCACUCCAUUUUGUUCCCUCCUUACAUUUCUCUCUGACUUAUUUCUGCUAGGGUCCUACAUAGGAUUUCUGCAGGUUUUCUCCAGUAUGAAAUUCUGUGGUCAUUGCAUGUCAGGAUUAUGCAAUAUUUUAGAGUAGAAUUCCAAAGAGAACCCAUGUUUUUGAGAUUUACAGACCAAGGUGGGUGUGUGUGUGUGUGGCAGAGAGUAUGAAACUGCAGAUCAGAUGGACUGAGGACCUAGCCCUUGGACUUGCGGUUACUCACUACAACCUAAACCUUUGUCCUGUUUUAGUAUUUCCCUAUCACAACACAAACAGCCCUCUUGAAAGGGAUUCAUUCAUCAGUCUACACACUUGCUUUAGAUGUCUUACUGUCCUGGUGCAAAAUGCAACAUUAAAAGUGGCCUCUAAUACUUGGAAGGUUACUUAAAAUUUUUUUUUACAAAAUAUCCCACUGAAUGCCAAAUCUUUCAAUCUUCAGAAAAGCCUUUAAGUUUAAUAGUCCUGCUUUAAACAUGACUUCAAAUUAUGCCACCAAAAAUGGUGCACGUCACAGCUUCCCCAGCCUGCAGCAUCAUAAAGGCAAUUUACGGUUUUUACAGCGUUGCUUGUUCAGUCUUACUGGUUUACAUUAAAAUUCUUUAAGCCAAAAGGAAGCUCACUCUGGAUUUAAAUACAAACUUCAUUUACCGAUGCAGAAAGUCCCAUAAAACUCAGAUGUACGCCCACAAAAAAGUUACUGGCCUUUUCCUAAGAGAUGAAUAGGAACUGACAGUUCUCUUUAUGCAGGCGCACUUUUUAAAAAAUGUUUAUCUCCGACUGCAGGUGUUCUCCUUUGCCACGGCCCCUCUGUUUUUCUUUCAGUUAGUUGACUUUGAGAAGGGGAUAUUAAGUCAAAUCACUAAAACCGGGUUCUCUUUGGAUUAAAAGUUCCGGAUUUAUUGCAGCUGUUUCCCUGGACUGAAAGUCUCCACAUCGGAGUUGAGACGGGAAGGCAGACUAGGAAAAUAAUGUAAUUGGUUGAUGUUGGCAUCCUCCACCGGCCAACCCUCUGGUCAGUCUACCUGUCAAUUUCAAAUGUUGUAAUCCCCUUUGGUGUGCUUCUGGUUUUCCUUUUUUGCCACUUUCUCUUCGGUUUCUUAGUCCGUCUGUAAAGGUGUUGAGUAACACAGCGAUCAGAUGUGUUGAACGUGAAGUUCUCUCAGAGGUCCGGGAAGGUCACAGGAACCAGGAAGGAGCUGAGAAACGUGCUUUUCUGGCCCGUCAUGUGGCCCAUUGUCAUUAAUUUUCCUCAUGAAACAUGGCAGAGUUCUGAAUCCUUAGCGACUCCCACUGACUGGACUAGAGGUGACAUCCACGGCGAAUGGGAGAGCCAAAUAGUGUCCUGCAGGAAGUGGCGAGUUUUAUUACCCUUUGGUGUUAGUUGCCACAGCGCUGUAUUUGAAAACAAAUCGAUGCUUUAGCCAAACACUGAAUGGCCACCGUUUCUGCCGUUUCCACUGUUUCGUCUGCAUAGAAUUUUCCUGAACUACAAGCAAAAAUGUAUUUUGUCAAAUGUCACAAAGUGAAAAUGUUACUAAUCUUAGAUGUGUUGCAUAUUUUGUGUUUUUACUUUACGAAAUCUUUUCAAAAGCUGCGGUUAUAACGCUGUUUGGCUGUAUUGACAGCAUGUGGUGUUUUUUGCAAAAGCAGUUCUAGGAGAGCCAGCGUCUCCCACGGACUCCUCACAUCCCCACUCCAGGGUCGUCCACAAAACCGACGUGGCAGUUUGUGUGCUGGGUGUUUUUUUUUGUUUUGUUUUGUUUUUUUUUUUGCAUAAGAGAAAACGGGGAUGGAAAUCAGACCUGGCCGUUAGUCACUAGUGUGUAGUGCCGUGAUCUGAAGUAGGAAAUUUAACUCACAUAGAAAAAUUGUGGUUUUUGAAGCAGCUACUUUGAUUUUUCCUUUUGCUGUGAAAGAUCAUGGAUUUGGAAUGUUCCCACCAGGCGGGCCAAAGACAGUAACAUUGAACUCCAUGUCUUAGCACCCACCCGCCAUCUGAACCCAAAGACAGAAAAGGCAGUGAGCUUCAUGUUUAAGCCUAAGCUUAAAAUUUCUCUCCCUCGCCCCCGCCCCUAAUAUUGAGUCUGGCAGAGGCAUUUUCUUCCCCAAAAAAGCUGAAUUAUAAACUGUAUCACUGAAUUUGGUAAUGUAGUUCUUUGCAUGAAUGGAAAUGGGUGUUAAAUACUUUUACGAAAGGCAUGAUUGCAGUGAAAAUGUCCUUUGGCUUCAGAUUGCCCUGACCCCCCAGAGUAUUUCACUCUCUCAAGCAUGGUUUACAUCCAGAUUCCCAAAUUGGACAAAUUAUACGACCCCUUUAAAACUGGAUACAUCGGGGUAGGUAGCAACUUGGCUGUGGUUCUGUUGAAUCAUGAAAAGGAAACGUGCUGCUGGAGGGGAGUUUGUAAGCAGAGUGUCAUGCCUGACGACCCCGUUACUGACAUGGACGUUACAUCAGAAACGGACCUAAUAAUUCUAACACCCCUCCAUUCGCGAGCUCUGGGGAUGCUGAAGGUGGGGGCCGCCCCUUCCCAGGGCUUUCCAUUUGAGCCUCGUCAGAGGGUGACUAAAACAUUUCAAUCAGAAACACCUUCCAAGGCGUGUCCGGGAUCGGCCGCUCCCAUUCAAAACUUCUAUAUAAGAAGGUGGGGAAAAGUCCACCUGUGGGACUUUUCUGGUCAGGAAAACAGCUUUCUCCAUUCUUCAGCUGGAAUAAAGACUGGCUUAGCAUUCCCCAUCCUUCAGAAGGAUAGCUCGUGGACGCAGGCAGUCCAGGAAGUCUCCCUUAGAACUACAGCAAGUAAAUAUAAACAGCUAGAAAAAACUGGCUAAUUCUCCCGAAGCAAACUCAAAAAAAACAAAAAAAAAAAAAACCCAGAAAUUGUUGACCUCCAUUUCUGUAUGGAAGAACUUCAAAACAUUUCAUUUUGUUCUAUUUAUUUUGAGAAAGUGUGUGUGUGGGGGUGGGGAGGGUGGUUCUUUCAAGUGACUCAUAUCUCAAACCCAUUCCACUCUCAACUUUCAUUUGUGUUCAAAGCCGAAAAGAAAAGAAAAGAAAAAAAAAAAAAGCAGAACUGAACACUUAAUUUGACAUGAAGCUGGAGUGAACAAGCCAGAGGAGAGAGUUUGAAUAAAGCAUGGCCUUGGCUUCAUACCACACUUUCUGUGCCUUGUAUUAUCAAUGUAAAUUCUGAAUGUUGUACAGUAAAUACUAGGAUGGACUUCUUAGCAAAGGCUGCACUGGCUUCUUUUUCAGCACAUGUAUAUAUCUAUAAAUAUAUAUACAUAUAUAUUUGGUAAUGCCAAACAGCUGUGUUAUAUUGUAUUGAACAAAAUGGACGGUUUGGAUGUUUUAUGUAGAGUUUGCAAAAAAAAAAUUGGAUGGUUACAGACUUUUCGAGAUAAAUGUACAGACAUAAAUUACUGCGUAUCAGUUAUUUAUGAAUAAAGAGUCUUUUAUUGACAUUUUAGGAUA
Camelus dromedarius (Arabian camel) is the source of this 9171-nucleotide messenger RNA. RefSeq names its product unc-5 netrin receptor D (gene UNC5D). Bases 283 to 3153 code for a protein of 956 amino acids. The record is from RefSeq and is a predicted model, not a curated record. Gene Ontology annotation, biological process: netrin-activated signaling pathway; axon guidance. The transcript is spliced from 17 exons. Gene Ontology annotation, cellular component: membrane. Gene Ontology annotation, molecular function: protein binding; netrin receptor activity. NCBI's taxonomy places the organism in Eukaryota, Metazoa, Chordata, Mammalia, Artiodactyla, Camelidae.